AUGCAAUGCGUCAAAACAUCAAGCCAAAGCAAUGAUUAUACGGUGCCCACCGGCCGGUGCCGUUCGAUCAAAUGCACUCAGUACCGUAUGCCUAUCAUGUUUCUGCCAAAGCACAAAGACUGCUGCUCGGACAGUCUCGAGAAACUUUUCCACGACAGCGAGUGUUAGGAGCACCAUAGCUAGGACCACCACGCCACGGUUACGGGAUGGAUACUUCUCUGCGAAUGUUUUACUUGAGAAAGCGCGCGCGAGCUCUAGCAGAGGAGCAUUGCUAUCUACAGUCACUGGGGAGGGUUCAAUUUCACGCAAUGGAGCUCUGAAGACUUCUCAGACCCCGGAAUCUACCCCUCCAACGUCUACAGAAGAUCUUCCGCACCGCCGCCGUCAAAAGGCACGAAAAGAAGCUGCUGCUGCUGCAGAGGCCGACCUUGUACUUCCCCAAAAUGCCUCGUCGAAUCUCACUUCCCAAGCUUCCACCGCGCCCUCGAAUUCCUUGCGGCGCCUCCUUCCCGUUCUCCUCUCGCUCUCCAAACCCCGGCUGUCGGUCCUCGUUGUCUUGACCGCAAUGGCAUCCUACUCCCUAUACCCCGUUCCCGAAGUCCUCAAUCCCUCCGCAACAGAUACUCCUUCCCUCUCCACGCUUACACUCCUUUUCCUCACAACUGGAACGUCGUUAUGUGCUGCGAGCGCAAAUGCCUUCAAUAUGCUGUAUGAGCCGAAAUGGGAUGCGAUGAUGAGCCGCACGCGCAAUCGCCCCCUUGUAAGAGGUCUUAUAUCUACACGUAGUGCUGCCUUAUUCGCUAUCAUUUCCGGUCUUACGGGAGUUGGCCUCUUAUACUACGGGGUAAAUCCCACCGUCUCCUUCCUUGGGGGGUUGAAUAUUUUUCUAUAUGCAGGGGUCUACACACCCAUGAAGCGCCUCUCCGUUGUCAAUACCUGGGUCGGGGCUAUCGUUGGAGGAAUUCCACCUUUGAUGGGCUGGGCAGCUGCGGCAGGACAGUCCGCCACUGCUGGCACAUGGCAAGAAUUGCUGCUUGGGGAGCAGAAUAUAGGAGGUUGGCUACUAGCGUCAUUGCUUGUUGCCUGGCAACUGGCACAUUUCAUGUCUCUGUCCUGGAGCAUCCGCCACGAGUACAAACAGGCGGGAUACAGGAUGCUAUGCUGGGUCAACCCCGCCAUGAACGGCCGCGUAGCCCUCCGCUACAGCCUGGCCUUCAUUCCGAUCUCCGUAGCACUCUGCUACUACGGGAUCACGGAAUGGAGCUUCGCCCUCACGAGCGCACCCGUCAAUCUCUGGCUUGCCCGCGAGGCGUACCGGUUUUGGAAGCACGAGGGGCACAAGGGGAGUGCCAGGGGUCUGUUCUGGGCAUCUGUUUGGCAUCUCCCUGUGGUGUUGGUGCUGGCGAUGGUGGAGAAAAAGGGCAUGUGGCAACGGGCCUGGAGGAGCAUUGUUGGCGAGCCGGAUCUGGAAGAUGAAUGGGAGGACGAGGAUGAGGAGGAGGCGGUGCUUACUGCGAGGCAUUUGACGCCGGAGGCUAAGGCUGCCGCGCUUACGGUGGGGAACCGAUGAAUUGCCCAUCGCUUAGC
Amorphotheca resinae ATCC 22711 is the source of this 1587-nucleotide messenger RNA. RefSeq lists its product as hypothetical. The coding region runs from base 32 to 1570 and encodes 512 amino acids. Gene Ontology annotation, cellular component: mitochondrion; mitochondrial membrane. Gene Ontology annotation, biological process: heme biosynthetic process. NCBI's taxonomy places the organism in Eukaryota, Fungi, Ascomycota, Leotiomycetes, Helotiales, Amorphothecaceae. The record is from RefSeq and is a predicted model, not a curated record. Gene Ontology annotation, molecular function: protoheme IX farnesyltransferase activity. The transcript has a single exon.